CGUUAUUUCUGAUCUUAUCCAGUCAACUUGUUAUCUACUACGUUCUCGAUUCAAUUACUGCACAAAAUGAGCAGCCGCCAUGUUCCAGUGGAUCUCUUUGGAGACAAUGGAAUGAAGGCCGAUUUACCUGCAGGCUUGAUCAAUGUCGCAAACAUGCAGGAGAUCCCAGACUCCCAGGAAAUAUUUGCGUACCGUGAUUUUGGUGCAAGCAUCAUCAUUGACAUCCUGCAAAAAGUCGAGAUCGAAGAUCCGGAAGCGGCAGCGAAAUUCCACCUUGACGCAAUAGCAGACGACAAUGAUUCAAUGGAACAUAAUUCUAUCCUUGUGCAAAGACCCACCACAAAUGGACUUUCUCCCAUUGUGCUCGACGGACGCCAGAUUCUAAAGAAAGCGGAGUCAAUUCAUCACCUUCGCACCCUAUUGGCUCUUUUCCGCGUCAACGGAAAGAAUCACGACGUUGUAGUCUCGUUCAACAUUCCGAUUGAAACAGGACAAGGACGUGGAAAAAAUGGAGCCGUCACAGUGGAACAGGAACAACUUGUCGCAUUAGAUUUCUAUAGGGCAGUAGAUUCCUUGAGAAUUGUCGAUUACAACCUUUUUGCAGUCUAGGCUUCCUACAUAACGGACUCUGCAUUUCAACUCAACUUUCUCGGACCCGAUCUCCAGAUCUUAAUAUCGAUGCCUGGGGCGUGAUCUCCCAUGAGUUUAUGAAUUUUGUUCACCAUAACUCGAUCCCUAUCUCAGACAUAUCGGCGGCUCAAUUGCAUCCUUUUAUCGCACCCCUAAUGG
Molecule: messenger RNA, 789 nt
Organism: Suillus clintonianus
Lineage: Eukaryota; Fungi; Basidiomycota; Agaricomycetes; Boletales; Suillaceae
Exons: 3
Coding region: 67-609 (180 amino acids)
Biological process (GO): protein import into nucleus
Cellular component (GO): nucleus
Molecular function (GO): small GTPase binding; guanyl-nucleotide exchange factor activity
Source: RefSeq, a predicted model, not a curated record